AUGCUAAAAUGGAUCCCAUGUGCUAAACCUGGUAAUGACAAAAAACUCUGCAAUGACAAGUCUCAGACGAGCUGUUUCUUCUGCCCUGAUGAAAUAAGACAUUCUGUGUACGAGGACAUUGUUGAGCAUGUAAUGCCUCUGGUGAGAAAGUUCAGUGACAGCAUUAGCAACCAACUUGGUCUCAAACGCCUACCCCCACCUGAAAAGGUGAUAGACAAUUUGUUCAUCUUGAAAUCAAAAGCACAGAAAAUGACUGAUCCUGACACAAAUGUGGAUUUCAAAAGGAAGUUGCAUAGCAUUUACAAACACAUGCAAGACCACACCUCUGAAUUUUCAACAAAGAUGAACAAGGACACACACUGGCUGUGGAGCCACAACCAGUUUGUAUCACCACAAGAUCUGGUUCUAGACUACCCACGUAAUCUUGACCUGAGCUCUUACAUUGGGAAGGUGCCAAAUGAAUUUCUGCCUUACAAGAAGUUACUCCUGGAGUUUGGUCUGAGAAUGUUGCUUUCAGAUGAAGAGAUUAUUGGCAUUCUUCAUUCUAUCCAGCAAACCAUUGAAGGAAGGCAACAGCCAUUUGCAAGUUCCUCUGAGGUAAAAGUGUCAAUAGAAAUUCUUAACUGGCUGUGGAAAGAGAAGAAGACGGUUCACGAUGACAUCCCAGUGCCAGUCAUCAUAAGAGGUGAACAACAUACCCUUAAACCACUGUCAACAGCAGUCUUCUGUGAUGUGAGCAGAAAUGGGUUGGAAGAGUACAGCCAGGAGGAAAUUCAUGUUAUACAUGAGGAAAUCCCAAAAGCAGCUGCUGAAUGGUUUAACAUCCGAUUUCUCAGUACUUACAUCCUUGAUCCAGAGUUAGUGGGAAUAGAACAGUAUGGACAAUCUGAACCGAUAACAACGAGGAUUAAAAACAUCCUUAAGGAGUAUGAUGAGGAAAGUGACCUCUUCAAAGAGCUCAUUCAAAAUGCAGAGGAUGCUGGCGCAGAAGCCUGCAAAUUCUUGGUGGAUUUCAGAGUGCACAAAGAUGCCCCUGAAAGUCUCAUUGACCCUGACAUGACCCUUUGUCAGGGACCUUGCCUUUGGGCAUAUAAUAAUGAGAAAUUCAAAGCUGAGGAUUGGAAAAAUAUUGUCAGAGUUGGCUCUGCCUCCAAGGAAAACAUGGUGGAAAAAAUUGGAAAGUUUGGACUUGGAUUCAAUACUGUGUAUCAUGUAACAGAUGUUCCUUCUAUCCUCAGUGGCAACAGUCUUCUCAUACUUGAUCCAAAUGUAACUCACCUCAAGAAGCACAUCAAACAUAAAACAAAUCCUGGAAUCAAGCUGGAUCUCUCUCAGAAACGACUUUUCCAUUGGUUUCCUGGUCAAUUUGGACCAUAUGAACGCAUUUUUGAUUGCAAUUUCAGCAGCCAAAGUCUCCCUGAACCCUAUCCAGGUACUCUGAUCAAACUACCUUUUCGAACUGAAGAAGAGGCUCUCAAGUCAGAAAUAUGUGAAAAGGUGUAUCACAAACACGAUAUUAUCACUUUUCAACAGCACUUCACUACCAAUUCACAAACACACCUGCUGUUUUUGAAGAACAUAAAUACAUUAUCUUUACAAAGUAUCUCAAACAAUGGAUCAACUCCACCAAGAGAUAACGAAAUAGAAACCGUCUUCAAUGUCUCCAAAACCACUCUGAGUACAAUGAGUAUUCCUGAUGAAACCAUCGUGUCUAUGCAGCAUCAAGCCAAGAAAGCAUUGAUGAAACUUGAUGGGAAAUGCAAAGAGGUCAUUGACUGCUGCACAGUCAACAUUGUCCAAAUCACCAGUAAGCAAUCUGGUGUAACUGAAGUCCAGUCCUGGCUCCUGUGCAACUGCUUUGGGACACAUCAGUCUUUGCAAAUGGCCCUUCAAGAAAACAAGCAAGCCAAGUUCUCUUUGCCCAUCGGGGGGAUUGCUGUGCUUUUGCAAAAUGAUCCAGGAACUGGAAAACUGGCUUCAUUACAAACAGAUCUUGUUGGACAGGCAUUUUGCUUCCUUCCCCUUUCCAUUAACACAGGUCUUCCAGUCAAUGUAAAUGGAACAUUUGCUGUGACGAGCAACCGAAAAGGUCUGUGGGAGAGUGGAGAGAAACAUGACUGGAACAAAGCCCUACUUCAGGAUCCUGUAGUGACGGCAUAUGUUACUGCACUUUUGGCACUAAAGAAAAUGUCUGAAAACAAGCAACUAGAAACGUACUGCUAUCACACCUUUUGGCCCGAUAGAGAGAAAGUAAGUGAAACUUUCAAGCCUUUGGUUGAUGCAUUGUACACCGCCAUUGCUCAGCACUCCAUUGGCCCUGAGCUCUUUAGUGAUGGAGAACAUUGGUGCUCAAUGAACAGUGCCAUAUUUCUACACGAGAGCAUCCAAAAGGAUAACGACAUCAGUGCACUUGCAGUGCAGGUUUGCAAGAAACAUGCAAAAGCACCCAACCAUGUUGUUCCUCUUCCACUGUGGUUGAGAAAUAGCUUCAAACAGUCUGGCCUAGAGGAGGCUAUACAAAACAGAACAUGGAACUGGGAAAAGUUUUACCAAAAAGCUGUGUUUAACAACCUUGAUACCAUGGACCCUAAGAGUAGAGAUACUCUUGUGCUGCAUGCUAUUGACCUUAAUAUCAAAGAAAUUGACAAACUACUGGUCUGCUAUCCAUGCAUUCCCACAAAAGGUGGAGAGCUCCAGCAUAUCAGCAAACUUGUGAAUCCAUCAGGGAAAGUGGCCUGUCUUUUUGAACCAGACGAAGGACGCUUGCUUGGUGGUACCAAAAAUGACUUUUGCUCCCCCAAAAGGAUUACACGCUUGUUGGAACUUGGAAUGGAAAAUGAUCAUCUCCCAUUGAAAGACAUCACAGAGAAAGCAGGAACAAUCCCCAAGACCUGGAAAACUGACAAAAAGAAAGCAUGUGGGCAUUUGAAUUGUCUUCUUGAACUUAUGAAGAAUCACAUGAAUGACAAAGACUCUCUCCAAUGGGAAACACUGAGGAUGACAACAUUUCUCCCAGCAUUUUCCCCUGGUGACACAACAAUGGAAAGAGAUGUCACACUUAGAAGGCCCAUUGAUAUUUUUAGUGACAAAUGCUCCCCACUUGUUAACAUGACACAUCACGUGCUGGAUCAUACUAAUCUGAAAAUACACAACACUGAUCCAGUCCUGCACAUUUUGGGAGUUCAGGACAGUCCAGGGUCUGAGAAAGUGCUUCAGCAACUGCAAGAAGCAUGUGAGCAAUCUCAAUACAUUGACCCAUCCAUGCUUCACAAGAUAGCAUAUGAAUGCUAUAAAUUUCUGAAUCAGUUGCUCAGUGAUUCUGGGGAUUCAACUUUCAUUUCACAGAGGGCAAAUUCAUUCCCAUUCAUUCUUGUUGGCGGUACAUUUAUAAAUGUGAACCUUGUUGCGGAAAAUGAGCAAUUUGAAGCAAAACCUUAUCUCUAUGUACUUCCAACUGCCUUUGAUGGUUUCAGGAGACUCUGGGAAAGUGUAGGUGUUGCAAAAUCUUUUACAACCAGUCAGUUUCUAACUGUGCUCCAGGAAUUACACUCUCAACAUGGUAGCAAGAUCCUGCCAAAGAAUGACCUAUCAAUUUGCCUCACAAUUCUAAAAAGAGGGAUAUAUGAGGCCAAAGAUAAAACAACCAUUGACUGCCUGAUACCCAAUGAACAUGGUGUUUUACAACCUGCAAGUGAGAUGUUUUACAAUGACAGCCCAUGGAUGUCAGUCGCUCCAGGUGUCACAUUGUGUCACGAGAAUAUCCCACGUGUUAUGGCUCGCCACUUUGGAAUCAAAACUACCAGGCAUCAUACCCUGCAAAACCACAUAGUUGAGAACAUUUCACCAUUUGCUUUUCAGUUUGAACAGCAGGAACAACUAACUGUUCGAAUUAAAAACAUAAUUUCAGCUUAUCCAUCAAAGAAGGAUAUCCUUAAAGAGCUUAUCCAAAAUGCUGAUGAUGCGGAGGCCACAGAAAUUCACUUUGUUUGGGACAAACGACAGCAUGGCAUAAAAAAAACAUUUGGGAAGAAAUGGAACCAACUGCAGGGACCCGCACUGUGUGUGUUCAACAACAAAUUGUUUUCUGGUGCUGACCUGGCCGGCAUUCAACAGCUGGGAGAAGGAGGAAAGCACAACUCCCCAGGGAAGAUAGGAAAAUACGGAGUAGGAUUCAAUUCUGUUUACCAUCUGACUGACUGCCCCUCAAUCCUCACUGGAGAUGAACUGCUCUGCAUUUCUGAUCCCAAUCAAAAAUACAUUGAAAGUCAUUCAGACAAGCCACCAGCUGGCAUUGGCUAUAAACUAGCUGACACUUUCAAGAACAUGUACAUGGAUGUCUACAAUUCCUUUCUUCCAGAGAAAUUUUCUCUUAAAGAAGGCACUAUGUUCAGAUUACCUUUAAGGAUGGGUACCAUGGCAAACAGCUCUAAAAUAUCACAGCAGGGAGUCACUGACCAUGACAUGGAAGAACUAUGUUCUGCACUCUCUGAAGAUCCUGAAGGACUAAUUCUGUUUCUGAAAAACAUCUGCAAAAUAGCAGUCCAUGAAAUCAAUGAACAAUCAGGGAAACUUGAAACCAUCUUCAUGGUUGAAAAAAGUCUACCACAGAAAUACAGAGAAAGAAAAGAUGCUUUUGUAAAACUUCAACAAAAUGCACUGCAAUCUGACAAACCAAAUACACCAGACAAGGUCAUUUAUGGAACCCAAAUUAAAACUUCUGAUAAAAGACAAACUGAAUGGAUCAUUGCAGAACAGUUUGGCACAUUCAAAAACAGUAGUGAUGGUGAGCUAACACCAUCAGAAAAACUUCCCCAAGCAGCAAUAGCGGCUCGUGUGAACUCGUGUUUAGAUCGAGCACCAUCCAGCCCUAUGGAUUUUAAAGGAGAAGCAUUUUGUUCACUUCCUUUGCCAGGAAAAACUGGACUGCCAGUGCAUGUCAAUGCAAACUUUGAGGUAGAUUCUGCCAGGAGAAGCCUUUGGAAAGCAGAUGGGCAAAGUCUCAAAUCUAACUGGAAUGAAUCUCUGAAACAGAAUGUCAUUGCUCCACUUUAUGCCGAUCUCCUUCAGUACUUCAGCCUUAUCAAUGCAAACAAGAAAGCCACUAGGGAAAGUAUUAAGUCAUUUUACUUGUGUUUUUGGCCAACUGUGUCCACAGAUGUUGGCAAGGACUGGCAUGAAAUGAUACAUGAGGUAUACAGAUCAAUCAAAGAAAGAGGCCUUGAUGUGAUUCCAGUGUUGAGGAGUUCAACACGCAUAAUCGCAGGCCGAGAAUUAAAGCAGCACUCAUUUGACUGGUGUAAUGUCAGAGAAGCUGAAACAACUAAGACACCUUAUCUGACACACUCAGAAAUGGACGAUAUAAAGAUAAAUCCUAUUUUGGAAGAUCUUGGAAUGACAUUGGUUCCUUGUUUCAUGCAAAACGUUUGGAGAAGUUUCAGAUCUGCAGGCAUUGAAGUGAAAGAUGUGAAUCCUUCAACUGUGCAGACUUUCCUGAGAGAAACAACCCUCAAUGAUCCAACCCAAACAGACAAGGAUUUACCCCUGCCCAUAACUGCUACUCUGAUCAGAGAUGGAACAAGAUGUUCUGAGCUCUUGAGUUUCUGCUUAAAAGACUUGAAAAAGAUCCCCAUGGACAAUUCCAUUUCACUCAAUGGACUUCCACUUCUGCUCACAAGCGAUAAAGUUUUGAGAGUGUUUAACUCCAAAACUCCCAAGCUGAUAUCAAACUAUGACUCCCUGUUCCAUUGGCUACAAGAACAGUUUGCAGACUUUCAGACCAACAAAGACAACAGUCCUGUUCUACAAACUUUAAACCUUGUCAAAUGUUUGACAGUUCCCUGUGCAGCGGAAUAUCUGAAACCGUUAAUUCAGCAGCUUCUUCAGAAAUGUGAAGUUGAUCCACAAAGUGGUCUUCAUGUCCCAAACGAGACAAUGUUGAGGUGGUUGACAUUACUUUGGAAAUUCUUAGUAAGUCAAAUUAAUCCUGGAACAUCUAGGGAUGAUGAUCAAAGUCUGACAUUAAGUGAUGUGAAGCAGCUCUUCAACGACUGCUGCAUUUUACCUGUUGUGUGUCCAAGGUUGAACAACAAGCACUUCCUGCAAACAAUGAAAGACAUGCCGAGUGUGAUUCAGUUGGCCUCAGAAAGGGAAAUAUCAGGCAUCCUUUUUAAACUUGGUUUUCUGAAGCUUGACAAUAAAUUCUUCUCUGACGUACUUUUAGGCCGACAGGAAGGUUUACUUCUAUACCCUGAACUUCUGGAUGUGAAUGAUAAAAGCUCUGUGUUGGACCAGGUCUACAACGUUAAACAUUCAGAGUUUUCCCAGCUUUCAAUUGCUGAGAUGAAAGAGCUUCAGUGUUUCCUGCAGUCUGGAGUAUCCAAGUCCAAAGACAAACAAGUUUAUCAAAGUAAGCUCAAAUCCUUGCCAUUAUUUGAGACAAUACAUGGUGAACGAGUGAGAAUUGAUGGACCUAAACAGGUAUUUAUCCUCAUCAGCACAUAUUCAAAGACCUUUCCAGAUUUGUUCCUCCUGCCUGACAGCAACAUCAUUUUUCUCCAAAACAGUCAAGAGAACUUAAGUCUGCCAGAAACAUUGAACAUCAAAACCCUGACUGAUUUGGACUAUUUCAUGAGGUUCAUUCUGCCCAUUGUUCACACACUCACAGAAAUGCAGAUGAUUGACUGCCUCAAACUGUUACUGUCACCACUUUUCCAUUAUCUUAAGUAUAAGGAAAAAAUCAUCUCCUCAAUGAAAACAGUGAAAUUGAUUCGCAGUUCUCAAGGCAGAUUGGAGAUGGCAUCAUACUACUUUGAUGAGAGUGUGGAGCUAUACAAGGAAAUGUUGCCCCAAGAGAGAUUUGUGCCUGAGAGAUUUUGGACUGAGUUGUGUGAAAGAGAGCUACAAACAAAAGGACCACAGUUACUGAUAGAACUUGGAAUGAAGCAUGUUGUGUCAAAACAAGAGAUAAUAGGUUUUGCACACCAGUUAGAAUCAGACGCAAAAGGAAACGGUCAACUUAAAGAGUUGAAACGGAAAUCAUCAUUAAUAUUCAAAGCAGCCUUGAAUAUAGUGAGUGACAACAAAGAGGAAAGCCUUCUGAAGAGCAUUGCUGACAUCAAGUUCAUUUUUCCCGUGACAAUUCAAGAUGAACUGUGCAAAUAUCACCAACCAUUUGCUGCUGAGAGAACUGCUGUUACAAUCAGGGGAUCUUUGAUGGAUGGUGAUCCUAAGCAUCAAGAACUAAUUUGGUCCUCAAUGCCAAUCAUACAUCUACCUGUUUAUAAGUCACAGAAGCUCCUGAAAAUGAUGAAUAAUGCAGGAGUGCAUGAGCAACCACCUUCACACUGUGUAACCAGUAACAUGAGCAACAUCUGUCAGUCACCCUGUGAAACUGACAAGUUGAUCAAAACCCGCGCUAAUGUGUUUCGAAGUGCAUAUGCCUACCUGCAAGCAAAUGGGUUUGAAGGCCCGCUCUUGGCUGGUCUUCCUGUUGUGUUGGUUGAAAAAGACAACGAACUUGUAAGGCCUGAUGAUACGUCUUUUUCACUCCCCAAUGACCAUGAGUUCAGACCGUAUUUGUACCAAAUCUCUCCAAAGGAUAUCAUUUUCCAAGAGUUCUUCAAGAAAAUUGGAGUUAACGACAAACCUACUGCAGUGCAGUAUUGUAAUGUUCUGGAGGCCGUUCAUGCAGAUUCCUGUGAUAAACUCCAACUAAACCCAAACCAACAGAUAACAGUGAAACGCGCUGUUGAGCAGUUUUUUACGUUAAUCAAAACUCAAGGAAACCGGUCCCCUAUUGACGAUGUAGAGACUUUGUAUCUUCCUGCUGUAGAUGGUAAAUUAUACCCAUCAUGCACACUCUACUACAAUGAUACAGCGUUUGAGACCAAAAGGUUAGAAGAAGCGCUGGAGAAAAAGUUCCUGUUGCUGGAGAAACUCAGUGAAUGUCAUUUAGAUAAGGACAAAUAUGCUCAUCAUCGGUUGCUGCAAUUGCUGCCUCAGAAUUUGAGGCCUAAAAUGCUGACUGAAUUCACUGAGGAGAAAGUAGUGGAAUCACACAUGCAGCUUUGUGAGCUCGAGACUGACUGUGAGUUUAGAGGAUGGUUUGACAAACAUCUGUCCUCUGGAGCAUUUACACAUGGACUAAUCUGUCUUAUCAGAGACAAGUCUGAGGGACAAAUAACACAAGAAUAUGCUACUGACAUGUGCAAGAAGACUUUUGGCAGUAUUCAGAUUGUCUGCUGCAAAAGUCUGAAAACUGAGAUUUGGGUGAAUAAACAGCCACUAAACCGAACUGCCUCUAAAACUGAUGUUUUUGUCAAACGAGGGCAACAAGGUUGCAUCUUUUACUUGAAACACAACAAUGACUUGGAUCCCAUGGUGAUAAGUGACAUCAAUAUGACUUUGACAAUGGAGAUUAAUGCUCUUUUAGGCAACAUAUUGCAAUCAAGUCACCUCCCAGUCCUUGGACACCUUCUCAUGUGUAACAGUCUGCAAGAUGUUCUGCAAACUCUGGCUAAGAAAGGGAUCCAAGACAGUGGUGAAACUAAGAGCUUCCUCCUCAAUCCACCAGCCCCGGGAACAGAAAUUCCAGAGGAAUGGCAUGAUUCCUUAGACAUGAACGUCCUCAAUAACUUUGAAGAGGGAGAAUAUGUUGGCUACAGCACUAACGACAAGUAUAUCUAUGCAGUCAUUGUUGAAGAACUGCCUGGGCACUCAGGACCAUAUUCACGGAGAUACAAAAUAGAAAUUGGAGAAGAUGAGCCAAUUGAAGUCAGUUGUAUUGACCUGUAUCAGUUUAAAAGACAAAAGAAGCCAGAACCUAAAGGGAGGACAUGCACAUCUUCUGAAUCUUCUUGCAUGGAGCUGGUGCCACUAGCAGGAGCUUUGCCACAUUCUACCAAACCAUCAACUACAAGUUCCUCAUCCACGAGAUCCUCACCAGCCUCUAUUGAGGAAGCAAAAAUGGAAAUUGACAAAUGUCUGACAGAGAUCUGGACUCUUCCUGAGGAGGAGAAGCAUAAAGCCAUCAAACGACUGUACCUUAGAUGGCAUCCUGACAAAAACCCCGACUGCCAACUUCUCGCCACCGAGGCAUUCAAAUACUUGCAGAAUAGAAUUGAUGAGCUCAGCAAAGGGAAAGGCAAAAAUACAGGCUCGUCAUAUUCAAGCGGAAAUUCAAAUUACAGCAACUUCUAUCAGAGCUGGAAUCAGGAGGCCAGGCAUCACAGAAAUGGCCGAGACAGAUUCUCUAGAGGCAACCAUUCCUACAAUUUUUGGACCCAUAAUGAAAAUGUCCCAAGGCCAGACAAAGAGGAGGCCCAGCGCUGGUGUAGGCAAGCUCGCUGUGAUCUCACUGCAGCUUACAAAGAUGUUGGUGGCGCAAGUACAGAGUGGUGUCUGUUCAAAGUCCAUCAAGCAGUGGAAAAGUCUCUCACAGCUGCAAAGUAUAAAAAAGAUGGUCAGCAUCCCACCAGCUGCUCCAUUUCAGCCCUUGCAGCACGAGUUUCCCUCUACAACCUCCAACUCAGAGUUCUGCCUCAAAUUGUGGAGAAUCUGAAGAAGCUUGGCGUGGACGACAAAAAAACUCAGUAUCCAAACUGCCAUCCAUUUCCCCAUAUUCCAAAUGAACAGUUCAAAUCAGAGAAUGAAUUGUUAGCACUGGACAAGGCAGCUGAGCUUCUCAGUAAAGUAGAGGCUUUUGUAAAUUAGGGAUUCAAGACAAACUGACAUGUUGGCAGAGUCAAUUUAAAAUUGUUGUUCGAAAUGCUGUUAGCCAUAUUUGAUAUUGAAACAAAUAAUGGCAUCAUUUGUUUAAAAGGACAGACCUAAGCAUGAUAUGACUUAUUGUAUUAUAUGUUGUGAGAGUUCUGAAGUUAAACAGAUUUAUUUGGGACUCAUUACCAUGACCAUGUUGUAGACAUUUAUGACAACUCACUGAGGACCAAUAUAAUAACUUUAUGCUUUCCUUAUUGAAAUGAAAAUAUGAAAGUUUUUGUUGUAAUGUUAUAAUUUGUAACUACUCACUUUUCAAUACUUUAAAAUAUUUUUAACUUCUCACUGAGUACCAAUAUAAUAAUUGUAUGACUUUGUUAUGAAAAUGAAAACAUCAAGAUUCUUUUUGCGAUCUUGUUAACAUUUACAAUUUCUCACUAAGGGUCAAUAUAAUCUUUUUAUUACUUCAAUAUGAAAAUGCAAAUUAUUUUUUUGUUUAAGCACUCUUGUAAACAUUUACUACUACUCACUCAAUUCCAAUAUAAUAUCUGUAAGACUUUGUUAUGAAGAUGAAAACAUCAAGAUUUUUUUGCAAUCUUGUAAACAUGUAUAACGACUCACUGAGGAUCAAUACAAUAUCUGUAUUUCUUUUGUUCCUCACUGAUUUUCACUGAGUUAUCCGGCUGGCUAACACUGGAACAUACAGAAAUACAGAGAAAAUUAAAUGUAAUGUUAUGGUUUGUUGUCAUUUAUUACUACUCUGACGAUCAAUAUAAUCACUGUACCACUUUGUUAUGAAAACGCAAGUAUCAAAUCAUUUUGUGGAAUUCUGUCACAAUUCUAAUGUUUUUGUUCAUUUUCUUACCUUUUGAAAUGAAAAAAAAGAAAUGAAUUAAAGGAUAAAAUGGC
Cottoperca gobio is the source of this 10623-nucleotide messenger RNA. Its product is annotated as sacsin-like. Lineage: Eukaryota; Metazoa; Chordata; Actinopteri; Perciformes; Bovichtidae. The record is from RefSeq and is a predicted model, not a curated record.